GUUCCAGGAAGUUGGGACAUUGGCCAUGGACGCAUCCUGCCCAGUAGACCUGGCAGACCCAAACUACUCCUGGGAGGAGGACAGAAAGUACAUCCUGCGGGGCUGGGCCCUGGUCUUCAGCACCCUCACAACCCUGAUGGUGCUCAGUGCGGUGGAUGGGCGGAUGGCCUACCUGGAGGGCUCCUACUCUGGCUACAUGGGCUUCUGGAUCAACUGCAAGUACAAAUGCGCCAACGUGGGCCAAGUCACUGUUCUCAUCCACAUGAGCAUGGGCUUCAUGAUGCUGGCCUUGACCAUAUGUCUCAUCCUUGUCACCACCAUGGCCCUCUCCUUCUGGCCGGUCUUCCGCCGCCUGAACAAGACCGACCUUAUCUUCAGUUUCCUCAGCUUCAGCAUUGGGUUCCUGGUUAUCCUCAGCAUGACGCUCUUUGUAGCCAACUGCCAGGCCCUGAGACCAAAGCCACGUAUUUCGUACCUGUUUACCUCCUACCUAUGCUGGGGCAGUGGCGCCUUGAUACUGUGGACAGGAGUCCUGAGCUACUUAAACUACGCGGGCAUGUGGAGCCAGGCCUCGUUCAGCUGGGAUCGGCGGGUGAGCUACUGGCGGUGGGCCUCGCGGUUAGGCUCCGGCUCUGUGAGGCACAUGUCCAGACAGUCAGACUCAGACCGCAAGUCCAGUUCGCUCCCGGGCCAGGGGAUCCCCGCCAAGCCUCCCUAAGCCAUGGUUGCUCAGGACACGGACGGGUACCUGGGCCCCGGGGCGGGAAUCAGACCUCCAUGGAGACAUGCCUCGCCCUCCGAGCGCUGCUGACAAAGCGGGGACCCUCAAGCUUGGGCCCACCCUUUGCGGCUCUGUUCCCGUCCAGAGUCCUCCCCUGGUCCCCAUCCCAGAAGCCAGACACCGCCCCCUUCCGACCUGCACGCAGCUCCUGCCAAGGGGCCAGUGGGUGUGGAUCUGCUUCCAUCCUAGCGUGGCCCCGCCCCAAUCCCAGAUAGGCCACGCCCAGAUCCCACCUAGCCCCCAUCCUAGCCAGGCCACGCCCCCAUCCUAACUAGGCCACGCCCCAAUUCCAGAUAGGCCACGCCCAGAUCCUAUCUAGGCUCCCCCCAAUCCUAGCUAGGCCCCCCCCUUCAAUCCCAGAUAGGCCACGCCCCCAUCCUACCUAGACCACGCCCCAAUCCCAGAUAGGCCCCCCAAUCCUAGCCAGGCCACGCCCCAAUCCCAGAUAGGCCACACCCCUAUCCUAGCUAGGCCACGCCCCAAAGCCGCCCUUCAUCCUUGGAACUCCUUCCCCUCCGAGGGCCAGCCCCGCCCCUGGAUGCCUCAUCUUGCCCCUGGGCGGACACGACCCCCACCCAGCUUUUGCUGUCGCCCCUCCCCAGGAAGGCGUGGCUUGCCGCAGCGUCCCUCGCCCACCUUCCUGGCUUCCGCGCCACAAUAAAAUGUGGGCACCACCCCGCUCUCAGAGUCCGAUCCUC
Myotis brandtii (Brandt's bat) is the source of this 1479-nucleotide messenger RNA. Its product is annotated as transmembrane protein 202-like. The transcript is spliced from 5 exons. The record is from RefSeq and is a predicted model, not a curated record. Bases 26 to 718 code for a protein of 230 amino acids. Lineage: Eukaryota; Metazoa; Chordata; Mammalia; Chiroptera; Vespertilionidae.